AUACGCGAUCGAUGUUGACUUUUUUUUCCAAAAAAUUCUUCCAUAAUUCGUGCAGUAUUGUAAAUAGUAAAGUAUUGUAGUUUUACAGGGAUACGUUACAUAAUAUUAGCAUAAUGGCUGAGGAACAGGUAAAUACUCCAGCCGUGACUGAAGACGAUGAUUUUGUAGACCCAUGGACCGUCACUGGGAAGGACCAGACUGGAAUCGACUAUGACAAGUUAAUCAAAAGGUUUGGCAGUCAAAAGAUUGAUGAGGAAGUUAUACAGAGAUUUGAAAAGGUCACAGGGAAAAAAGCGCACCGCUUCCUAAGACGUGGAAUAUUCUUCUCACAUCGAGACAUUCACAAUAUCCUCAAUUUGUAUGAAGCGGGCAAGAAAUUCUACUUGUACACAGGGCGAGGGCCUUCUUCAGAAAGUAUGCAUAUCGGACACAUGAUACCUUUCAUGUUUACCAAAUGGCUGCAAGAAGUAUUCAACGUCCCACUGAUCAUCCAGCUGACUGACGAUGAGAAGGUCCUGUGGAGGGAUCUGAAGAUUGAGGAUGCUCGGAAGAUGGCGUUCAACAACGCUAAAGACAUCAUUGCUGUAGGGUUCGAUCCAGAGAACACUUUUAUAUUCAAUGAUCUGGAUUUUAUUGGUCAAUGCCCAGCGUUCUACCAGAACAUGGUGAGGAUACAGAAGUGCGUCACCUACAACCAGGUGAAGGGUAUCUUCGGCUUCGGAGACUCCGACGUCAUCGGCAAGAUCACGUUCCCUUCCAUAGAGGCUGCGCCAGCGUUCUCGACUAGCUUUCCUUUCAUUUUUGAGAAUAAAGUUGUACCUUGCCUAGUACCCUGCGCCAUCGACCAGGACCCUUACUUCCGUAUGACCCGGGACGUGGCAGCUCGCCUCAAGAUGCCGAAGCCAGCUCUUAUACACUCCACUUUCUUACCGGCCUUACAAGGCGCUCAACAUAAAAUGUCUGCCAGUGACCCCAACGCGUCCAUAUUCUUGAGUGAUACGCCUAAGCAGAUUAAAACUAAGAUCAAUAAAUAUGCGUUCUCAGGCGGUCAGGCGACGGUAGAAGAGCAUAGAGAAAAGGGGGGUAACACUGAUGUCGACAUAUCAUUCAAGUAUCUUACAUUCUUCUUGGAAGACGAUGAGAGGCUAGCACAGGUAAAGAAAGACUACGAAUCAGGUCAGAUGUUAACAGGAGAACUUAAAAAGGAAGCGAUAGACACCAUCACGCCCUGGAUACAAGAGUACCAGCAGCGACGCGCUAAAGUCACCGACGAAGUAGUGCAAUCGUUCUUCAAAGUACGGCCGAUCAAGUUCUAGAACGUUUAUGAAGUCCUAGUAUUAUUUUUUUGAAUGUGAAACUUUACUUGAUGCGCGGUAAGACAACUUUUGGCAAGCUUACGCUCCUCUCUAAAGGUGCUUUUCCAACACAGGCAACCGUCGCGUGCGGCUGACGGCACGCGAUUCAUGACAGAUCUAAUAGAAACGUAUGGGCCGAUGUCUAAUUUCUUCCGAACGAGCCUUUCUCAAAGGGGUUGAAAACGGUCUCAUAAAUUUCCAUACUUUGACUAUUCACACAUUGGUCGCUUGCGUUUGUCGGGAGCCGCUGGCAAUCGGCCGCACGCGACAGUCGCCUGUGUCGGAAGGGAAGCAUAAUGUCGUAAGUGUGUAUGCCUGUCUGUUUCACAUCUCGUCGUCCAGUGACGGUCUUUUUUUUAACUUAUGUAUUUACCUAAGACUGACUUAGUCAGUGUGCCUUCAAGGUACUAGUGUAAGAUUUUAUGCAUUAUUUUGUAUGGACCACGUAAAUAUGGUUUUUCAGUUGUAACAUCAGAAUAAUCCAUAAAAUUACUUUUUUCUUUAAAUAAGCGAAAUGAUGCAAGAAAUCUAAGUUUUAAAUACAAAUAAAUAUUGAAACCCUACAUGAACAUUUUAUUAUUUUGAAAUUGUAUCAAAAGCCUUUUUAUACGAAGUACCUAUGUAAAUUACAUAAAGUUUAGUUCAUAAGUCAUGCUGUGCUGUCAAAAGCAUUAUUUUUAAUGGUAAUAAAAUGUUUGUUAACUAAACAAUGCGGGUUUUUCACAUAUUUUUAUCGAUAGUUUUUCAACAUCACGCUUAUCGAAAGUAUAUUUUGCUAAAUAAAAGAUGAUACUAUCCUAAAAUCGUCAAUGCAUUAAAAUACUAGACUUUUAGCUCGAAUAUUGCAACGUCACAUAAAUGUACUUAAUAUACAUAUUUCAAUCCCUUUCAUAACUCAUUGAAAAGACAAAGAUAGCAUGAGAUUUCGCUUCAAAUUGUGACGUUUCAGUAUUCGAGUUUAUACGGCUGUGCAAUGAGCAUAAAAUAAUUUAUAAUAAUUAUUUAUUUAAAUAAAUACCAUCGUACAAUUUA
Molecule: messenger RNA, 2387 nt
Organism: Helicoverpa zea (corn earworm)
Lineage: Eukaryota; Metazoa; Arthropoda; Insecta; Lepidoptera; Noctuidae
Gene: TrpRS
Product: tryptophan--tRNA ligase, cytoplasmic
Exons: 9
Coding region: 114-1316 (400 amino acids)
Biological process (GO): tryptophanyl-tRNA aminoacylation
Cellular component (GO): cytoplasm
Molecular function (GO): ATP binding; tryptophan-tRNA ligase activity
Source: RefSeq, a predicted model, not a curated record